Molecule: messenger RNA, 2060 nt
Organism: Branchiostoma belcheri (Belcher's lancelet)
Lineage: Eukaryota; Metazoa; Chordata; Leptocardii; Amphioxiformes; Branchiostomatidae
Exons: 3
Coding region: 1-513 (170 amino acids)
Source: RefSeq, a predicted model, not a curated record
AUGAGACUGCACCACCUACCCAGCAUCCUCCCUCACAUCCGCUUCAACCUGCUGACCUCAGAUGACACGGCAGCCAUCUUGAACCACCCCCUGGUCAGGGAGGAUCCUGGGAGUAUUCAGGUCAUCAGGAGUGUGGUAUCUUCCACCUUGAAGAAGAGAUUUGGGAUGGACACACUGGAAAUGGCCUGUCUUUUGAUGAUCGGCGAGGUUCUCUGCUUUAACCCCAGGGAAGGGAAAUACACCAAGAUCAGCUUGCCUCCCCCUGAGGAGGGCAAUGCAUUUGCUUCAGUGGCAGGCAUGACAGUUACCAGCAACAAUGAUAUGUACAUCCUUAUUAAUGAGCUGCAUGAUCGUCAGAUAUCUGUGCUCGAGUACAACCAGGCGUGGAAGGAGUGGGAGAAUGCCGGUAUGUCCCCAAUACGACACGGAUUUGGGAUGAAAAAUUCUUUGUUGAAGUUGAAGGACAUCUCUACCUCCUCUCCGUGGAAACUGCCGGUUUCUGGAUGGAAAUGAGUACAUUGGUGUGGACGAGAAGGUACAACCGGGACACGGACGAAUGGCUGGAGUGUUCACAGCUGCAAAUUGUCGAAGGAGAACGUCUGGUAACAUUCUCUGUUGCAGUGCCCUACCGUUCACACAUCUAUUUCCUCACGAACUCAGAAGUGCACCGCUACGACCCAAGCCACGACCAGUGGGACGCCAGGACCCCUCCGAGAACCAUCCCUAAAAUCUGCACAGCCGUUGCCAUGGGGACAGAAAUCUUUUGCACAGACGACGACUUCAGCAAGAUCAUGGUGUACGGCACAGAGUCAGACAGCUGGGAGACACGUGAACCCUGGCUUAACCCUAGGAACCUUGUAAUCACUCCUCCCUACCUCUUUGUACUAGAGAACCAGCUGCACAUAUGGAUAGAGCCUGAUAACAAUUUGGUACAAGAGGGGGAGGAAGAGGACAGUCUUGUCCUUGUCUAUGACAGGUCUGACGAUGCUUGGCUCUCCUGGAGAGACUUGAAGGCCAACCUGCCAACUAUCCCCUGUUAUGCAGUGCAGGGUCACAUGUGUACUAUGGCACGCAUGUACAAAGCACCUACCAUAUCUUGAUGAUAUACAUAGUACAGCAUUCUGCGGGGCAGAAAUGUUUAACAACAUCUCUGAAGUUUUUGACGUUUCUUCAAUUGCACGAUGGAAUAGAUUGCCAAGUAUUAUAAGUAACACUUUUAUAUAUCUCUACCGGAAACUGAGACUUAUUUCUCAUUUUCUUAUUUUCUUUUGUUGACUUGAUUAUUUCGAUUGAGUUUUGUAAGUUGCUUUUACUUCUUAACACACGAAUGAUAAGAAUAUGAUGAGUUGCUUGUUUGUAGAUACAGAUACAUUAUAGCCACAAUGCACCAAUUCCAGAAUGAUUGAUUCUGUAUACAUCUGUAUAUAAAUACCUACUAUGUUUGCAUCUUUGUUAACUAGCAUCAAUGUUGCGGCAGAAUUUGUAUUAUCUAAAAAAAAAAGAUUGGCUCAUACACUGUUCUUUGCUUUGGAAUUGACCAGUGCUGACAAAAACAUACUAACAGUACACAGUACUGCAUAACAUUCUCCCAUCAUACUUUUGAACAAUAUUUUGUCUUGAUGAGUGUUUUUUUAGCUAGAGAUAGAUAAUGUCUUCACAGACUGUUUGCCAUUCUAGCUGUUAACAUCAAGCAUUAAAAGGAGACUUGAUCCAUUUUUUAAUGUCUUAGCAGGAAACCUGUUGUGAAUAGCUUAAUUCAGCACAGAAAAAUGUAAAAGGAAAAAUUGUUCCUUACAAUAAACAAGACAAGCACUGAAUGUUUCAUAAACUUUGGAUACAAAAUAUAUGUGUUGCUUGGAUUUUUGGUAUGUUGUUGCUUUUUGCCUUCUGUAGCCUAACCCAUUUCUUUCAGUAGGCUACAAUUUUCAAUUGUUAUCAAACACAAUUAUUAUGUAACUUAAGUAUGUUUAUUGAUUGCUACUAUAUUACUCAUAAAUGAUGUACAUAAUGUUGUAAACUAGUACAAAAUCCUCCAUUUGAUUAAUAAGAGUUACCUUUGA